AUGUCUCUCAAAUACAACAAGAUCCUUGUAGUUGGCGCGACUUCGGGCAUCGGGUGGGCACUGGCAGAACGGAUCGUACAAGAUGGUAAACAGGUCAUUAUCGUAGGCCGGCGACAAGACAAGCUGGACGAGUUCAAGAACCAGCACGGCAGCGACAAGGUCGACAGUUUUGUCCUGGACAUUACGAAACUGGAUGAGAUUCCCAAGUUCGUCAAGGACGUGAUAAGCAAGCACCCGGAUCUCGACUGCGUGUUCCUCAACUCCGGUAUCCAGCGCGGCUUCGACUUUUCCAAGCCCGAGACGAUUGAUCUCGACGUGCUGGAAAUGAAGUUCCGAACAAAUUACAUCUCUUACAUGCAUCUUACCACGGCAUUCAUACCAUUUCUGCAGAGACAGGAGAAGGAGACGUCGCUCGUGUACACGACAUCUGGAUUAGCGCUCAUGCCACUUCCGCGUUGUCCAAACUACUGCGCUUCCAAGGCGGCGCUGCAUCACAUGAUCCUCGCUUUGCGACACCAGUUGGCCAACGGACCCGGAAACAUCAAGGUGAUUGAAAUCUUUCCGCCAGCCGUGCAGACGGAACUGCACGAUGCGAAGCAUCAACCAGAUAUCAAGGAUGGAGGGAACAUUGGCAUGCCGCUGAGUGAGUUUACCGAUGAGGCGUGGAAGGGACUGGUUGAGGGCAGGGAGCAGAUUCCGGUUGGGUUCACAGUCAAGGCUUUUGACGCGUUUGAGAACAAGAGACAGGAACUGUGGAAGCAAGUGUUCUUGUCGUAG
Bipolaris oryzae ATCC 44560 is the source of this 777-nucleotide messenger RNA. RefSeq lists its product as uncharacterized. The transcript has a single exon. Gene Ontology annotation, molecular function: oxidoreductase activity. The record is from RefSeq and is a predicted model, not a curated record. NCBI's taxonomy places the organism in Eukaryota, Fungi, Ascomycota, Dothideomycetes, Pleosporales, Pleosporaceae. The coding region runs from base 1 to 777 and encodes 258 amino acids.